Molecule: messenger RNA, 352 nt
Organism: Aspergillus versicolor CBS 583.65
Lineage: Eukaryota; Fungi; Ascomycota; Eurotiomycetes; Eurotiales; Aspergillaceae
Exons: 1
Coding region: 42-257 (71 amino acids)
Source: RefSeq, a predicted model, not a curated record
CGCUUUCGGCUUGAUAGAGAAGGAUUGCCGUCAUCGGCGGGAUGCCGUGUCGGGGCCAGUCGGGGCCAGGGCAGGCUGAAACCAUUCUAGCGCUCUCGAUGGGUCUCUGGCGCUGGCUAUUCACUGCCUGCCAUUGGCCUAGUCAAUGCUGCCCCCCGGGGAAAAAGGCUUUCCCCUCGGGCAGAAGCCGAGUCUCCUCGAUGCAUCCCACGGUUGCCCGAGUCCCCCCACAAACCGGGGCCCUGAUUCGUCCCUGAGCCCAACUCUGCUGAAACCCUCAUCCCAACCUGGGAAACACUGACGAGGCUAGCCUGCCAAGGGCUCUGUGCGGUGGGGAUAUGGGGAUGUUGGA